Messenger RNA from Lolium perenne, 1062 nucleotides. NCBI's taxonomy places the organism in Eukaryota, Viridiplantae, Streptophyta, Magnoliopsida, Poales, Poaceae. The record is from RefSeq and is a predicted model, not a curated record.
AUGCACCGACGCCCCGGUGUAGUGAAAAAUGAGCAAGGAUCUCCGCAUUUGACUCGACGAGUGCGGAGGGUAAGGAAGUUAGCCGAUCCUAGGAGGAUACGCUUAGGUAGCUGGAACGUAGGGUCCCUGGUGGGUAAGUUACGGGAGUUAGUUGAUACGGCGGUGAGGAGGCGUGUUGAUGUCCUAUGUGUCCAAGAGACCAAAUGGAAGGGACAGAAGGCGAAUGCGGUGGAGGAUACCGGUUUCAAGUUGUGGUACACGGGGACAACUUCAAACAAAAAUGGAGUAGGCAUCUUGGUCAAUAAGAGCCUCAGGGAUGGAGUUGUGGACGUCAAGAGGCAAGGGGACCGGAUGAUCCUUGUCAAGCUGGUCGUUGGGGACCUAGUCCUCAAUGUUAUCAGCGCGAUCUGUGUCCAGCGGGAUAAGCGCGCCAAAGUUGCUAGAACAAAGUGGUGGAAGCUCAAGGGUAAGGCAUCCCAGGCUUUCAGGGAGAGGGUUAUUAAGGAGGGCCCUUGGGAGGAAGGAGGCGAUGCAAACAUGAUGUGGACGAGUAUGGCGACCUGCUUGCGGAAGGUCGCUGUAGAGGAGUUUGGGGUGACUAAGGGAAGUAGAAGGGAAGCUAAGGAUACCUGGUGGUGGAACGAUGAGGUCCAGAAGGUUAUUAGGGAGAAGAAGGACUGUUUCAGAUGCCUAUAUCUGGACAGGAGUGCAGCUAACAUGGAGAAGUACAAAGUGGCGAAGAAGGCUGCAAACCGGGCGCUGCUGGAGGUGCUCUGGAACCGCCGGCUGGUGUUCGUGAGCGACUCGAUCGGGCGCAACCGGUGGGAGUCGAUGCUGUACAUGCUCUCCUCUGCUGUCCCCGAUGCCGAGGCCUCGGUGCGCGAGGAGAAUGGGAUCCCCAUCACCAAGCAGAAGGGCUUCGUCUCCUUCAGGUUCCUCCACGGCAACCUCGCCGUCGAGCACUACCAGUUGCCAUUCCUUGUCCGGCGUGGCAGCCGUCCCUGCCGCGCGCCCAAGAAUGUGUGUUCGGUUUUCCAGCUCAGCGCCAUGGAUGCUAGCUAG